Eruca vesicaria subsp. sativa (arugula) is the source of this 650-nucleotide messenger RNA. Lineage: Eukaryota; Viridiplantae; Streptophyta; Magnoliopsida; Brassicales; Brassicaceae. The record is from the annotation of a GenBank genome assembly.
GGAAUCAAUCACUCGACGAUACUUGAUUAAUCGUCUUCCUCAGAUUCCUCUCAUCUAUCAUUUGAAAGGAUACGAGCAAACUUUGAAUGAAACGCUGACGUUUUAGGGUGGUCUUAAGACAAAAAAUAAUAAUGAAGUUGUGGGGAUGCUUUUUAGUGAUCAUUGGUUCCAUUUCCUUCGUUGGGUUUGUGUUUGCAGCUCUAUUAUCCAAACUGUUUCCGCUCUCUGACAAUCCCAUCAUCCAAGCUAUUCAGAAUGAUAGGUACUACUGCUUCUUAGCUCCACUGACUCUACCAACAUUACUUGUUUCUGUCUACUUUCAUUGGCUUGCCAUGAAGCUCUUUAAGCACGCAUGAGACUAAUUAAGGUAUGAUUUUGGUUUCCCUUCAAUAUUAUGUAUCUAAUUUUGGCCAUUAGUUAACGCAAAGUGGGAUAAUUAUGUUGAUUUUUGGGCAAAUUACAAAGUGACGUUUGUUGUAGUAUUUUGGAAACAUAUCUCUUAGAGGUUUGAAUCAUCAUGGAAUCUAAAGCGUAAGAAAACUGUGUGGUUGAAGGAUCAUUUCUUACUUGGUUACUUCAUUGCGAGAACAGACAAAAGUCACAGAAUAUUCUUGUUUGUAAAAUUAUCCUUGUCAAGAAAUGGUAAAUAU